Molecule: messenger RNA, 1251 nt
Organism: Salvelinus fontinalis (brook trout)
Lineage: Eukaryota; Metazoa; Chordata; Actinopteri; Salmoniformes; Salmonidae
Product: forkhead box protein I1c-like
Exons: 2
Coding region: 1-1251 (416 amino acids)
Biological process (GO): anatomical structure morphogenesis; cell differentiation; regulation of transcription by RNA polymerase II
Molecular function (GO): RNA polymerase II cis-regulatory region sequence-specific DNA binding; DNA-binding transcription factor activity, RNA polymerase II-specific
Source: RefSeq, a predicted model, not a curated record
AUGAACUCCAUCGACCCUUCAGUCCACCACACCUCCUCUCCAGCCGCCAGCUCUCUCCAACCCCAGCCCAAGGGCACCCAGGAGCCGCCGGAGAUGGCAGUCUACUGCGACAAUUUAAGCAUGUAUCACCACCAGCAGACCUUCCAGGGCGCACAGAGGCCGCCUGGAUACGGCUUCGGAGAUUACACAUCCUCCCCGAACCCAUACCUUUGGCUGAACAGGCCCGCUGUCAACUCCGCAUCCUUCAUGCCGCCUUCCUACGGGACACAGCGGCAGUUCCUCACCAACUCCCCCGGGUUCGGGGGUCCAGACCUGGGUUGGCUAUCCAUCGCCAGUCAGGAGGAGUUGCUAAAGCUGGUCCGUCCUCCGUACUCUUACUCUGCGCUCAUCGCCAUGGCGAUCCAGAACGUGCACGAGAAGAAGUUGACCCUGAGUCAGAUCUACCGGUAUAUCGCGGAUAACUUCCCGUUCUACAAGAAGAGCAAGGUGGGCUGGCAGAACUCUAUCCGACAUAAUCUGUCACUCAACGACUGUUUUAAAAAGGUCCCCCGCGACGAGGAUGACCCAGGUAAAGGGAACUACUGGACGUUGGAUCCUAACUGUGAGAAGAUGUUUGACAACGGGAACUUCAGGAGGAAGAGGAAACGUCGCUCCGACUCCACUAACAGCACCAAGACAGAGGACGGCCGAGCAGCCCCGCCCAAGACCAUGGACAGCCCCCAGCUCCUAGGCCCCGCCUCCCCAGACAUGGAGGUGGUCAGUGAGGGUCAUAAGAGCUCCUCCCCCUCGGGCCUUGCGUCCGGUGGCACUCCGUGUUUUAAUAACUUCUUCAGCAGUAUGGCUGGGCUGGGCUCUGGGUCCCUAGGUGCCUCUGGCCCCCCCAGCAGACAGACUGGCUCUCUGGGGCUGGUCAACGAGCUGACCAAUAGGAACAUUACAGCCCUCCAUAGCAGCCCAUACCACAACCAUACCACCCACACCACAGGCCCAGGCCCAGGCCAGGACAGUCACAGCCCGGGGGUCUCAGAAACGGGCCAUGAGGUCCACGGUCACCCAGCAGACAGCCUGUCUCACUUCAACAGAGGAGUGUACUGCAACACCUUCAGCGGAGGGGGGCAGGAAGGACAGUUCAACAGCCACUUCUACAACACCUUCAGCGGAGGGGGGCAGACAGGACAGUUCAACAGCCACUUCUACAACAGCUUCAGCGUCAACGGUCUAAUAUACCCCAGAGAGGGCACGGACGUGUAG